Molecule: messenger RNA, 609 nt
Organism: Vittaforma corneae ATCC 50505
Lineage: Eukaryota; Fungi; Microsporidia; Nosematidae
Exons: 1
Coding region: 1-609 (202 amino acids)
Source: RefSeq, a predicted model, not a curated record
AUGACAAAGCUAGAUAAAAGGCCAGUCUACAAAAAUAAAAAAAUUGAGAAGGCAUUCAAAAAUGCAGAGUACUAUUUUGUGAGGUACGUAACAGACUGUCCUAUUUGUUUGAAUUACUUUGAAAAUCCACAGGUAUUGCCAUGUGGACAUUGCUAUUGCCAUUUGUGUAUUUCAGUAUGUACCGAGUAUACCAACAAUUGUCCGAUGUGUGCAGAAUUUUUCUGGAUCUACAAACCAGCACAGUUUUUCUUUACACAGGAGAUUGAGGACUACAUACUUCUUAGGAAAUGCUGUACUGCUGAAGUAUCCAACUCUGAAUCCAUCAACUUCUACGAACAUCCGUUUUCGUUAGAAUAUUUUGAAGAGUCACUGUUAGGUGAAGUAGAGCUUAUUUCAAUAAGUAAAAAAGUGGAGAAUUCAAUAUUUUAUCAGAGCAACGACGGUCAGUUAUACUUUCUAGAUCCAAAAAUAACAAGCAAAAUGAAAACAAAACCCCACUACCUUUACUGUAGAAUAAGGGAGAAGCAUGAAUGCCAUGCUAAUUAUGAAAAACACCCCGAACUCGCUCACAUACCAGCUGGCACAAAAAUCAUUAUAGUUAAAAUAUAA